CGCCGCCUUCGGGCGCACACGGGCGGGCGGAACCAUGCGCCUCAAGGCAGAGGGGAGCCCGGCGCGACUCCCCUGCCAGAGAAUGGACCGGCCCACCUGCCCGUCGCAAACUAGCAGAAAGCGGCGGUACCAUGUCCUUGGGCAGGGGUGUGUUCGUGGCCAGUGUGGCGGGCAGAGGAAAAGGCACUCGCCCGUGGAGGUGGUGUGGGUCAGCGGACUGGCUCCGGGGCUCCGUGACGAGCCGCCGCUCCUCAGGGGGAAACGGCAGCGCGGGGCCGGCCGGGCCUUGCGUGGGGCUGGGCGCGCAGCCUGCAGCCCCAUUCCCCUCAGCAGAGCCGGGGUCGGGCCUGUCGUGCGCUGCUGCCAGGUCCUGGGGCUCGCUGCUGCCUCCAGGGGCUCCUGCCCCGCUGCCCGGCCUGUGCGGUCAGCUGCGGGAGCGGCCCGGCCGUCGCCUCUGACACUGGAGGCAGGAUGGCAGCUCGGCGGGCGCUGAAAGCUGUGUUGGUGGAUCUCAGCGGCACUCUUCACGUCGAGGACUCAGCUGUGCCGGGUGCGCAGGAAGCUCUUAAAAGGCUGCGCCGUGCUCCCGUCACCAUUCGGUUCGUGACGAACACGACGAAGGAGUGCAAGAGAGAUCUGCUGGCGAGGCUGACGAAGCUGGGGUUUGACAUUGCAGAAAAUGAGAUCUUCACAUCUCUGACAGCAGCCAGAAACCUUCUGGAGCAAAUGCAGGUGCGGCCUCUCCUCUUGGUGGAUGACAAGGCCCUGCCUGAUUUCACAGGGAUAGCCACUGACGACCCCAACUCAGUGGUGAUAGGACUGGCUCCCGAGCACUUUCACUAUGAGAUGAUGAACAGAGCAUUCCGGUUGAUUUUGGAUGGGGCUCCUCUCAUUGCUAUACAUAAAGCCAGAUAUUUCAAGAAAAGAGAUGGUUUGUCUCUGGGACCUGGAGGGUUCGUGGCUGGGCUGGAAUAUGCGACGGACACCAGAGCCACUGUGGUGGGGAAGCCUGAGGAGACCUUCUUCCUGGAGGCCCUGCGGGGAGCCGGCUGUGCCCCGGCGGAGGCCAUCAUGAUCGGUGACGACUGCCGGGACGAUGUCGGCGGUGCCCAGAGCGCAGGCAUGCGGGGCAUUUUGGUCAGGACUGGUAAAUACAGACCAGGAGAUGAAGACAAGAUCAGUCCAGCCCCUUACUUAACCUGUGAGAAUUUCCCAGAGGCAGUGGAACACAUCCUGCAGCAUCUGCUGUGAGGAAGAGAAUCCUGAGCUUGAAGAAACACGAUCAAGGCAUCAGAACCCUCUGGAGCUGUGCAAGGGCAGAGGAUCAGUGUGGGCCACAGCGAAGCUCCUUUCCUGGAGCAGCUUCGCGGGGAUAUGGUGAGGCCCCACGGAUCCUCAGCAGGUGAGACAGUAAGGCUACAACGAGCACAGCCCCUUCCUGGAUGACAUCAGGAGCAUGGCAGAGAGUUCUGGGUGUUCUCAACAAAUAACUGACGAAAAGCCUCGUCUGGGAAGUGUCACCUCCUUUUGCUGAAUAAGUUAAACUGAGCAAAAACCCAACUGGCAAUACUCAAAGUCAGUAGAACCCCAACCAAGAGCAGAACCCCACUCAGCCUGUAGUGUGAUCACUAUGCUUCUGCUCUGCUCUGAAGGCUGAGAUCAUGCAUGUUUAGCAGUGAAGUGACUAAAAAUACCACCGUUGUUUAAUAGUAACCACUGUUGAUCUCUUUCCUCUCAUUAGAACAAAGCCUGGCUUUUGUUUUUUCAGAUGUUACAUAAAGCUAAAACUGUCAGCAUUUUACAGAUGUUUUAAUUAGAUGCUGUUAUUAAAAAGAAUGGUACA
This is a messenger RNA of Colius striatus (speckled mousebird), 1843 nucleotides long. RefSeq names its product haloacid dehalogenase like hydrolase domain containing 2 (gene HDHD2). The transcript has 7 exons. Bases 472 to 1251 code for a protein of 259 amino acids. Gene Ontology annotation, biological process: dephosphorylation. NCBI's taxonomy places the organism in Eukaryota, Metazoa, Chordata, Aves, Coliiformes, Coliidae. The record is from RefSeq and is a predicted model, not a curated record. Gene Ontology annotation, molecular function: phosphatase activity.